This is a messenger RNA of Penicillium riverlandense, 2166 nucleotides long. RefSeq names its product RING-type E3 ubiquitin transferase MAG2. Gene Ontology annotation, biological process: positive regulation of transcription by RNA polymerase II. The transcript has a single exon. Gene Ontology annotation, molecular function: transcription cis-regulatory region binding. Lineage: Eukaryota; Fungi; Ascomycota; Eurotiomycetes; Eurotiales; Aspergillaceae. The coding region runs from base 1 to 2166 and encodes 721 amino acids. The record is from RefSeq and is a predicted model, not a curated record.
AUGUCGUCCAAUGCAGGACAGAACCCGGUCUCGUCAAAAGCGGUAAAUAUCCCGAACGCUUCAGUCUCGUCUGCGCAAUUCCACUCCACACCUUCGACCGAUAGUGGCUCUCAACGACGUUCCGGUGGCUCGGGAAGCGUUGGUUCGGGGCUAUUUUCGCGCAGCUCGCCAGCGGCGAGGAACAAUCAAGCUCGGAAGAGUCAACACAAACGACAACGGAAGCCGCGGUUGUUGGAUGACGACGAGUAUAGUGAAUCAGCAGUCAUGAGAUCAACCACCAGCCGCAAGGGACAGACGUCCAUUACCCAUUUGAUGAACUUUUCCCUCCCGCCUCGUCCACAGUAUCAACCGCAGCCUCGUCGGCGCUACACAUCAAGGGGAGAUGUGGUUGACAAGGCUCGCUAUGUUCACGCCAACUAUCGGUUCAUUGUGACACCAAACCGGAAUUACCAUGCCCAGGCCGCCAACGCCGAUGUCCAUUUGGAUUGGGAUUCUGUUCUUCAGGUGUUGGUGUCUGCUCAAACCCAAGCCGCCGGCUGCCCUAUCUGUCUGUCAACACCGGUGGCGCCACGGAUGGCUCGCUGUGGUCAUAUAUUUUGUUUGUCAUGUCUCAUUCGGUAUAUGCACUCGUCUGAUGACGAAAACUCCGCGCCCGAAAAAAAGGCUCGAUGGAAGAAGUGUCCCAUUUGCUGGGAUAUAGUUUAUAUCUCAGAAACGCGGCCAGUCCGAUGGUUCCGCGGCCAGGAGGGUGACCUUCCAUUUGAAGGUGGAGAUGUGGUGCUGCGAUUGGUGAAACGAGAGCCUGGAAGUACUCUUGCAUUGCCUCAUGAGAGUGCCGAAACUUUCGGCCCCGAGGAAGAUAUUCCGUGGUACCAUGUUGCAGAGGUUGCCGACUACUCUCGGAUGAUGAAAGGCGGCGAAGACUAUAUGACAUCUCAAUACGAUGCAGAAAUCGAAGAUCUUCACCGACAAGAAGUUGAAGACGAGCUUUUGUUCGGGGAUGAGAACACCUGGACCAGAAAGGCGAUCAAUGCCAUCACAGAGGCGAAAGAGAAGCUCAAGGGCAUCGGCAACCCCCCAGAUGUUUUACGGCAACCGUCGGCCAACCGACCAGCGAAGGCCGGGAAACCCCCCAUCGACACAUCCGUCAGUGCCUCUUCUACUUCUACAGAAUCGAUGCAUCCUGUGGUCGAAGCUAUAUCCACCCCUGCAACGUCAGUCGAAGCAGAUCAUCUCGCCGAAGCCAUGAGCAAGCUUCAAGUGGAUUCUAACUCGGGUUCCGGUUUGAGUCCUCUCCCCAAUUCCCGAUUUAAACCCAAGGGUCGUGGCAAAGACAAAGAAUCGCAAGCUUCGCACGCGUUGGAUCAGCCUUAUUACUUUUACCAAGCCUUGCCUCACUUCUACCUCUCGCCCCUUGACAUCCGCAUCCUUAAGGCUGCAUUCGGUGAAUAUUCCCUGUUCCCUACGACCAUCCUUCCUCGGGUCGAACGCAUAUCUAGCGGUCAUAUCGUUGACGAUGAGCUUCGCAAACGUGUCAAAUACCUGGGACACCUCCCACACGGAUGCGAAGUGAGCUUUCUUGAGUGUGACUGGAGAGAUGUGGUCGUUCCCGAGGUUCUGGAUCGUUUCCGCUCCGAAACCGAACGGAGACGAAAGCGCAAUCGGGAGAAAGAGGCUCGCGAGGAGAAAGACCGCAUUCGAGCCGAGAAAGAAGAGGAUGACAAGCGAUGGGCGGCCGCGCGACGCAAGAGGCCCAGCAUUGGAGGGGAACCCAGCGAAGUGCCUUUCUCCGCCCAUGAUUUUCAGCCUCUGCCCGCAGACCCUCCGCUAUUUGACGCCGGCGCCUCAUCUGCCUCUCCCCCACGUGCCACGUCCCACUUUGGAGCAUUGGCAUCACCCUCCACCAGCCCUCCAGGCCCAGGCACUCGCACUGUUUGGGGGACGACAGCAGUGGCUUCGAGCUCUCCAAUUGUGGAGCCUCAACUGCCCAGCGACGGGUGGCGACAAGGAUGGGAAGACGAGCUCCUCGCUCAACAAGAAUCUGACGUACUUGCCCAGAGUGUUGCCGAGAGCCAGCAGGCUUCCGCGAGUAGUGGUGGCGGCGGAAAGAAGAAGAAGAAGAACAAGAUCACAUUGAUGUCGACCACCAGCCACAGAGGUGCAUGA